GAACUGGGAAAAACGAGAAAGAGCCCAUCUCAGUAGGGGGGUCAAAAGUGGUAGGUCGUGACCCCUCUGACCCUGUGGGAGUGCAGAUCAUCAAUCAACUGGAGGCUGGACAGAGCACUGAUGACAUCACUUGGAAAAGCAUCAAGAUCUUGCUAGGAAUUCCCCUGCAGACAAAGCCAGACUUGAGAAGAGGGGGUGGGUGGCUGUGAUCACCCCCACUGGAACACCUGCACCCCGCGGAGUUGAAAGCCCCCUCAGGUCCUCGCAGCACCAGACUCACUAGCGACCCCACGCUCUCACUCCGUGCCGCCCAUGGAGCCUCCUGUCCGGGCUGCUGUUCCCCGCCAGGCCGCCGGUGAUUGAAGUGCGGCUGCCUGUUGGCCAUCGCAGCGGGAGCCGAGCACCGAGGCUGAGCUUGCUGGACUAUAGCCGGGCAGAGCAUCAUCAUCUCCGGGGAAGAACCGCCUGGCGAGUCGCAUGGAGAAGAGGUAUGAAGAGCUGGUGCACUACUCAGGGUCGGAGGGCAUGUCGCUGGGGGUGUACGGAGAGGACGUCAGGCCACUCCCGCCCCCGCAGUACGGAGCCGCCAUCCCCGACUCCCUUAAACACCACAAGGACCAGAUCUAUGGUCACCCACUGUUCCCACUAUUGGCCUUAGUUUUUGAGAAGUGUGAGCUCGCCACCUGCUCCCCUCGAGACUCCUCCUCCUCUCUGUCAGCCUCCUCCCACCUCCAAGGCAUGACCAACCACAGCGACGUGUGCUCCUCCGAAUCAUUCAACGAUGACAUCGCCGCAUUCGCGAAACAGAUUCGUUCGGAGAAACCCAUAUUUUCCUCCAACCCUGAGCUGGACAACUUGAUGAUCCAGGCUAUUCAGGUUCUUCGCUUUCAUUUACUGGAGUUGGAAAAGGUUCACGACCUCUGUGAUAACUUCUGCCACCGUUACAUCACCUGUCUGAAGGGCAAGAUGCCCACAGACCUGGUCCUGGAUGAAAGGGAGGGAGGCUCCAAGUCUGACAUGGAGGACUUUAAUGGAUCCUGCACCAGCUUGUCCGAACAGAAUGCUUCAUGGUUACGAGAGCCGGAUGAAUGUGCUACCACUCCUUUGGGAACACCUGGCACCUGUGGGCUGCCUUCACUCCACACAGCAGACAACUGUAGCGAUACAGGAGACGGUCUGGAUGCAGGAGUGGCCUCCCCAAGCACUGGAGAUGACGAUGAGUCUGACAGGGAGAGGAGGAACAACAAGAAGAGAGGAAUAUUCCCUAAAGUAGCUACAAACAUAAUGCGAGCGUGGCUCUUUCAGCAUUUGUCGCACCCGUACCCCUCGGAGGAGCAGAAAAAGCAGCUGUCGCAGGACACGGGUCUGACCAUCUUACAAGUCAACAACUGGUUCAUCAACGCGAGGAGGAGAAUCGUUCAGCCCAUGAUCGACCAGUCCAAUCGCUCAGGUCAGGGUGGUCCCUACAGCCCGGAGGGAGCAGCGCUGGGGGGCUACGGGCUCGACGGACAAGCCCACUUGGGGCUUCGAACAGCAGGUCUACAGGGGAUGCCAUCUCUACAGGGAGACUACCCCGGCGCUCUGCUGUCCCAAGCGGCCUACCCUCCCCACCCUGGACCUUCUCUCCACCCCUACCCGGGGCCGCACCCGCACGCCGCCAUGCUCCUCCACCCGCCGCCCCACGCGCACCCCGCAGAGCCCCUCCUCGCACAAGGACUGGACAUACAUGCGCACUAGCCGCGAGGGGCCCGGGGGACUGGGGUUUGGGGGGUUGUGUGACUGCGGUGCAUGGCCCAAGUGUGAUGACAUAAUAUUUAAAGAAAAAACAGGACAAAUUGCUCCAAAGUUUACAUUCCCUGUACCCUAAAGACAACGACCUCAAUGUAGCACACACACACACAUUCACACACACACACACACACACACACACACACACACACACACACUCUGGUUUAAGCCAUAGCUCUCUCAGAGUAGAAGUGCUUCCUCCACUGUGUCCCAUGGACAAGACCAAUGCUUUAAACGUCAUCGUCGGACCACAGGAAAGAGACACAAACUAAUCCUGUGACCAUGCCUUCUUCUUCUUCUUCUUCUUCUUCUUCUUCUUCUUCUUCUUCCAGCUCUGUCUUCCUGCACACCCGCCCCCCCCCUCUCCUCACACACUUUAUUUAAGGCUGAUUCUAUUUUUGUAUUUAUGUGCGCCACUCCUGGCGGAUGCAGCUCGUUUGAAAUGUUAGCGCUCUUCCUUAGCAUGAAGCUAAACACCAUGAAUGACUUCCAGUCUGCCUCGCUCUCACAUCACUAACCUCCUUAAUACGCCAGCCGGUGUCCGUCUCACACACACACACACACACACACGCUCAUAGAGUAGGGAAGGGAUUCAUUUGGCCCCAUUCCUGGGUAGAGGUCUGCUGAAAAUGAUGGAAAGCGCCACUCUACAAGCAACUGACGUUGGAAUCGCCACAAAACAUAUUUUAAGAUAUUCAACACUCCACUGCCAUCUGGCGGCUAAAGUGGAUACGGCACCACCCUAAUUCGUCACGUUUCAUGUGUCAGGUAAAACCGUGACGAACGGGGCCAUAUGAAUCCCCUUCCCGCUGUAGACAGACACAAGACAGGCUCUUCAAGCAUUUGAGUACAUUGUGUGUGUCACAGCAGUGCGAGAGGGAGCUGCAGCCAAAGGAAUCUUGAAACUUUCUGCUCCCGCUCUUCUCUGCUUGGACUGAAUGAUCUGCUUAUUGAAUUAAAAUGUUUGUUUUUUUUUACUACGUGUUGCAUGUGCUUUGAUAUAUGUAGACAUAGCUCAUCUGUGUGGAGACCAACACCAGCAGACGCUUGGGAUACUGACAAUUUUGGUAUCAAUCUGAUACAGAGUAAACCAAUACUGAUACUUUUGACAUGACAUUUUUUGAAGAUCAUUGAAUUUUUGGGGGAUUUUGUCUUUAACCCCUUUAGGGGACUUUUUUUGUCCAUUCAGUAUUUUGCCCAUAAUUUUUGUUGAGUUACUAAAUUAUACAUGAUGUUAAAUUAUUCUUUGACAAUUAUUUCUUUCACUGGCAGUUAUCCGACAA
Entelurus aequoreus (snake pipefish) is the source of this 3071-nucleotide messenger RNA. RefSeq names its product homeobox protein meis3-like. Bases 478 to 1737 code for a protein of 419 amino acids. Gene Ontology annotation, molecular function: RNA polymerase II cis-regulatory region sequence-specific DNA binding; DNA-binding transcription activator activity, RNA polymerase II-specific. The record is from RefSeq and is a predicted model, not a curated record. The transcript is spliced from 16 exons. Gene Ontology annotation, biological process: brain development; embryonic pattern specification; positive regulation of cell population proliferation. Lineage: Eukaryota; Metazoa; Chordata; Actinopteri; Syngnathiformes; Syngnathidae.